Molecule: messenger RNA, 180 nt
Organism: Gongylonema pulchrum
Lineage: Eukaryota; Metazoa; Nematoda; Chromadorea; Rhabditida; Gongylonematidae
Source: the annotation of a GenBank genome assembly
AAACAGGGCAAUCGUUUGCGUAUUUUGAUGCUGUUCGGUUGGCCAUGCUUAGCACCAUCACUACAAGAUCAAACGAUGAAAUAUAUGGGCCAUUUGCUGAUUGCUUAUAUUAUUCGAGGAUUCAAUAUCAAUCGCAAAAUUGUCCUCCAGGUUGCUUACGUAGUUUUUGGAAGCAUCUGA